Setaria italica (foxtail millet) is the source of this 492-nucleotide messenger RNA. RefSeq lists its product as uncharacterized. Bases 1 to 492 code for a protein of 163 amino acids. The record is from RefSeq and is a predicted model, not a curated record. The transcript has a single exon. NCBI's taxonomy places the organism in Eukaryota, Viridiplantae, Streptophyta, Magnoliopsida, Poales, Poaceae.
AUGACACAGGGCAACUCCUCCACCACCGAGUACUGCAGCCGCAUGAAGACCCUCGCCGAUGCCCUCCGCGAUGUCGGCCAUCCUAUUCAGGACUCCCAGCUUGUCCUGAACCUCCUCUGUGGCCUCAACCCGCGCUUCUCCAACACUGUUGACGACAUUGCCAACUCUACCACUAGCUUCCCGUCCUUCGCCCAGACGCGGGACAUGCUCGCCCUAAAGGAACUUCGCCUCGUCAAUGAGGAGAAGAUCUCCAACUCCACCGCCCUCCUCAUCGAGAACUCUUCAUCAUCUUCAUCCUCUGGCUAUACAGGCGGGUGUCGCCUGCCAUCUGGUUCUGUCCAGACUGGCGGCAGCGGCAGCAACAGUAGCGGUGGUAGCAGCGGCGGCCGCAUCGGCGGCAGCUUCCACAGCGGUAGGCCCCCUUGGCCCACUGACCUAUGGUUCUGCUUCAAUCCGGGGCCUGGCUCCUAUGGCGCCCGCAGUUUCCAGUAG